UUGAUUAAGGAUGUUAGAGUUAUAGCGGAUGAGGCAGGGCUGUAUAUGCCGGAUGACAUUCCAGCAUUUGUGGAGAAGCACAAGAAGAGAACUACAAUCAAAGCAAGAGUUGCCAGGAGCGACCUGGUUGGCGGAAUGGUUGUUGUUGUUCUUGAAGGAGUGUAUGCAGCAAAGCGAGUGGUGUAUCUGAAGGGUCUUGAAAACAACCUUGCGCUUUGUGUGGGCCCUAGGUCGAUCAAUGGUGUUGGGUUGUUUAGGAUUGACGAGAGGUAUCUAUUUGCAACAUCCACGGUGCUGAAGAUUGAUGUUGAUGCAAAUAUUGAUUGUGAGAAUGUGUUCUUGGCUGAAAGAGACGUUUAUACUCUGCCUAGUGCAGGUGCAAGCUCAACAGAGGAGAAGAUCGACGAGCAGGUCAUGAGAGCAGUUAAAGAAGUUGAAUAUAUGAAGACCUAUCUUUCAGAGCAGUUUGAAAUUGAUGCAGCAAAGGACUUUUAUUCUCUGAAAUAUUAA
Ordospora pajunii is the source of this 510-nucleotide messenger RNA. RefSeq lists its product as uncharacterized. Gene Ontology annotation, molecular function: structural constituent of ribosome; RNA binding. The transcript has a single exon. Gene Ontology annotation, biological process: ribosomal large subunit assembly; cytoplasmic translation. The annotation marks the transcript as partial. Gene Ontology annotation, cellular component: ribosome; cytosolic large ribosomal subunit. The record is from RefSeq and is a predicted model, not a curated record. NCBI's taxonomy places the organism in Eukaryota, Fungi, Microsporidia, Ordosporidae.